GCCUAAAUACCAAUAUAGGCAGAACAAUUGACCCUGUAAGAUCCCGGGCGGGUGGUUCGACUCGAAAAGAGAAAACGAGAGGAUCCGAACACAGGGUUUAGGGUUUAAGAUACCACAUAUCUACUAAAUUUUGCCUCUCUCGCCCUCCGCAGCUCCGGCAAAUUCAGCGGCUUAGUAGAGAUGGGUGUUAAAGCAAAGAAGAAAGCAAUAACGAAGAAAUUGAAGAAGGCGGCAAGCGAUUUUUCUGCUUCUAGAGAUGAAGCCCGUGAAUUUCUGCCAUUGGAAGGUGGGCCAGCACAGAAGCUUCCAAAGACUGAAGUGAGGGAAAAUAAAGCAACGGUGUUGUAUAUCGGGAGAAUCCCACAUGGAUUUUAUGAGAAUGAAAUGGAAGGUUUCUUUAAGCAAUUUGGUACAGUCAAGAGGCUUCGAAUUGCAAGGAAUAAAAAGACAGGAAAAUCAAAGCAUUUUGGCUUCAUAGAAUUUGAGUCUCCUGAGGUUGCAAAAGUUGUUGCGGAUACUAUGCAUAACUAUCUCUUGUUGGAGCACUUACUGCAAGUUCAGCUUAUUUCUCCAGAACAUGUACAUCCAAGACUGUGGAAAGGUGUGAACCGCUGGUACAAACCCUUGGAUUGGGUCAAAAUUGAAAGGAAGCGUCAGGACAAGGAAAGAACACUGGAUGAUCACAAGAAGUUGGUUGAAGGAAUAUUAAAACGCGACAAGAGGAGGCGAAAGAGGAUUGAAGCAGCUGGAAUUGACUAUGAGUGCCCAGAAAUUGUGGGUUCAAUUCAGGUUGCACCAAAGAAGAUCAGAUUUGAUGCAGAUGAAGAUCUUUCCAGCAGAACUGACCGACUGAACUGCAAAUAUGCAACCGGUUGAAAGCUGUGCGCUACUCAAAUUUACUAAAUCGGCGAUGAUGGUGGAAGAUUGGUAGCGCCUUAGAUUUCUUCUGAAAGAAUUAGCAUUAGCAUAGAUGACAUCAAGGCUCUUCUGGCAAUUUGUCUUUGGACUAUAAGACAUACCAAACAUCUACCUGUCAUAGCUUCAAUUUUUGUAACCUCACCUCGAAAUAUCAAAAGACUUGUUCCUUUUCCUGUAGAAGGCACAGUUAGUGGAUUACAUUUUCUAAAA
Capsicum annuum is the source of this 1128-nucleotide messenger RNA. RefSeq names its product MKI67 FHA domain-interacting nucleolar phosphoprotein-like. NCBI's taxonomy places the organism in Eukaryota, Viridiplantae, Streptophyta, Magnoliopsida, Solanales, Solanaceae. The record is from RefSeq and is a predicted model, not a curated record. The transcript is spliced from 9 exons. Gene Ontology annotation, molecular function: RNA binding. The coding region runs from base 181 to 876 and encodes 231 amino acids. Gene Ontology annotation, biological process: maturation of LSU-rRNA from tricistronic rRNA transcript (SSU-rRNA, 5.8S rRNA, LSU-rRNA). Gene Ontology annotation, cellular component: nucleolus.